UUUUCAAAAUAACUCCCACACGUUCUUCACGUCCGAGUCGACACUGUCCGUAAAGUGCAUUUCCUUAUUUUCUUUACAAAAAAAAACUUCUCCCGGUCGCUCUUUCUGCGGUCUGCACGAUGUGAUUCAGGGCACGAGCGCACAAAAAAGUCUUCCAUGUCCGAAAAGCAAAAAGAGAGACGGAGAAAGAUUGAAGCUCUGCAGCUGGGAUCUCGGAUGCGUCUGCGGGACAGUGUGUGUAAAGGUUGGAGUUGAAAGGCUGGGGGAAAAGAACAGACGAGAAAAAGGACUUCUUUUGCAAUCUUUGUUUUUUUUUUUUAAUUCAAGAAGGACCCAAAAAACAAGACAUCAAGCUGGCUCACUCUCUCCCGGCACACACCGCGCUGACAGCCGCUCUUCAGCCCCUCUGGAGGAGCGUCACCGGGAAGCGCAUGGCUUCCGAGCUGGCGCUGAGCUCCACCGAGCUGCCCACCAGCCCUCUCGCCAUGGAGUACGUCAACGAUUUCGACCUGAUGAAGUUCGAGGUGAAGAAGGAGCCGGCGGAGACCGAGCGCGUCGGCUUGACCCAGUGUGGGCGCCUGCUCGCCGGAGGCUCCCUGUCUUCUACGCCGAUGAGCACGCCGUGCAGCUCGGUGCCGCCCUCUCCGAGUUUCUCGGCUCCUAGUCCCGGUUCAGGGGGCGAGCCCAAAGCUCACUUGGAGGACUUUUACUGGAUGGGUAGCUACGCGCAACAUCAACAACAUCAACAGCAGCAGCAGCAGCAGCAGCAACAACAUCAGCAGCAUCCACAGCAGCAGCAGCAGCAAGCGCCGUUAAACGCGGAGGCGCUCGGGUUCGGAACGGAUGACGCCAUGGAGGCGCUGAUCAGCAGCGCGCACCAGCUGCACGCCUUCGACGGCUACGCGCGGGCGCAGCAGCAGUUCCCCGCCGCAGAAGAAGUCGGACCGGCCGCCGCCGUGGUUUCAGCCGUGAUCGCCGCCGCCGCGACGGCUCCUCACCACCACCACCACCACCAUCAUCACGGCAGCAGCGCGCAUCCAUCCGGCGCCGCGAGCAACCACAGCCAUAACCAUCAUCAUCAUCACCACCAACAGCAGCAGCAACAGCAGCAGCAGCACGGACACGGACACGCGCACGGGCACGCCGAGGAGCGCUUCACGGACGAGCAGCUCGUCACCAUGUCGGUGCGCGAGCUGAACCGGCAGCUGCGCGGCGUGAGCAAGGAGGAGGUGAUCCGCCUGAAGCAGAAGCGGCGGACGCUGAAGAACCGCGGCUACGCGCAGUCGUGCCGCUUCAAGCGCGUGCAGCAGCGGCACGUGCUCGAGGGCGAGAAGACGCAGCUGCUGCAGCAGGUCGAGCACCUCAAGCAGGAGAUCGCGCGCCUGAUGCGCGAGCGCGACGCGUACAAGGAGAAGUACGAGAAGCUCGUGGGCAGCGGCUUCCGCGAGAACGGCUCGAGCAGCGACAACAACCCUUCGUCGCCGGAGUUUUUCAUGUCCACCAGAAAGUUCCUUCACCUGUGACUGUGACCACGCCCCCAAAGCCCCGCCCUGAAGAAUGAGAUUCAAACCUGGCAACCCGAGCGGCGAGCGAUGAGAUGUGUGGCCCAGGGCUUCCCGAAAAAGCACAACAGCGCCCGUGUAGAUGCUCCUCCUUCACUUCCUGCACCUCCAGGCUCAACUCUUUGAUGCCUUGUUCUACCUCCAGGCCUUUCCUCCUUUAUUACACCUCCAGCAACUUUUUUUUUCUAUAGAUGGAGAACCUGCAAGAGAGAAAGAGAGAGACGCUGGAGGUCAUGUUUUCUCUUCGGGUGGGAAAAAAACAGCAUGUUAUUGUAAUUAGCGUGACUGUCUUCCAGUAGAGGCAACCCUUUACCGCGUCGCUUGGAUGGCUUCAUGACUAGCGCCGGGUUUUUAUAUUCUUAAAGACAUAAUGUCUUCCGCGAUCUGUGGAAAAGAAAAGAGAGCGCACGGACCAUGACUAGCCGAGGUCGUGUAAAUCCAUCGGAUUAAAUCUAAGAUAUAUUUUUCAAAGUUGUGCCAGAAAUGACAGAUCUCACGGAUAAGAAGGAAAGAGUACAGAGAAACGAUUUGAACGUUCAUUUUUCUCCAAAAAGACUAAGCUAUUCUGAAUAUACGAGUUCUUCCUCCUCCUUCGCCUUCGUCCCUUCUCUAUUUCUGUGAGCAGAGGAUGGGACGUGAUCGUACGUGACCAUUCAUGCUGGACAUGAUCGUCUCCCCGGCUUUGGGAACUUUUUCCGCCCUGUCGAACACGUGCAAGUUUUCCGUGUAGCAGAUAUAUAUCGCUGUCCGAUCUGCGAUCCCACGCCUGAGCGCAAAUUAGGCAGGCAAUGCAGAUCAGGUAGCAACGAUGCUGCCUGAUUUGUGUUGAAGUUUUAGAUUCAAUCCGAACACAGAAUCUGACACAAAACUGUCACAUGCAAAAAUAAACAUUGAAUAAAUAAAUAAGCUUCCAGUCCAAAAGGCAUAAAAUAUCACAAAUUGGGCUUUUAGUUCUGACCAAUAAGCAUCAUUUUGCGAACAACCAAGAUAAUCGAAACAAAAUACAAAAAAUCUAUUUACUCAGUGUUUUAUUAGUUUCUCAGACGUUCAAUCCAAAAUAUGACACCUAAUUUUAUUCUGAAUUUUAAAUCAGUCAAAUAUUCCAAUUAAUUAAUAACAAUUAGUUGCGUUCAUUGACGCUAAUCAGGUACCACAUCUGUACCUGAUUAGUCAGCAGAUCAGGCAGCGUCGUAAAACAUGCACGAGAGUUAAAGUGGAGCUUCACACAUGAUAAAGAUCUUCAAGUGGACGGUCUGAAGAAUUGCUCAUGGACGUGGCGGCACGAAUCCGGGUUAAACCCUGUAGACAAACCCACGGUGAGGAGCUUCAUCAUAAUCACCAGCUGGUUGAAGCUCAUCUUCAGCUUCAGCUCGGGCCGAGAGCUACACACACACCGCACAAAGGGAAAGGGACAACACAGGGCUGGCUUUUGUACAUAAUGUAAAUGUAGUGUGUAUAGAAACGUGCAUGCUGCCGUGUAGAUCCAAGGACACUGACGAGUUCAAUUAGAGCAAAGAAGGACCCGGAUUUAUAGUCCUAUAAAAUCUUCAAAUCCAUCACUGAGUUUGACAUUUUACACACUCGGGGUAGUGUGUUUGCUUUGAUAUUUCUUUUUCUUUUCUUUCUUUUGC
Messenger RNA from Hemibagrus wyckioides, 3193 nucleotides. It is a transcript of the gene mafa, whose product is annotated as MAF bZIP transcription factor a. The record is from RefSeq and is a predicted model, not a curated record. NCBI's taxonomy places the organism in Eukaryota, Metazoa, Chordata, Actinopteri, Siluriformes, Bagridae. Bases 432 to 1523 code for a protein of 363 amino acids. Gene Ontology annotation, molecular function: RNA polymerase II cis-regulatory region sequence-specific DNA binding; DNA-binding transcription factor activity, RNA polymerase II-specific. Gene Ontology annotation, cellular component: nucleus. Gene Ontology annotation, biological process: regulation of transcription by RNA polymerase II. The transcript is spliced from 3 exons.